CACUCAUCUUAUACAAAGGCUGAAAUUUGUUGUUGGGAAGCGUGUCCGACCGUAGGAUUUGCGGGAAGGCAUUUCUCUGGAGGUGGACAUGGUCCACUUUCUGGAUACAUGGACUCGCAAUUCACAACGAGCUCUCCUUCGAUGUGGUAGCGGCUAGCGGAGAUCUUGUCGCAAGUAAUGCGAAGGAGAACACGGAUUUGUUGCAGGCAUUGAAGGGGUGGCGGGCUUUGACAUUCAGACCUGUGACCAGCUUAACUAUAAAGACGCGCCUGGAGAUUCUCACGAAUGGUACU
Molecule: messenger RNA, 293 nt
Organism: Lindgomyces ingoldianus
Lineage: Eukaryota; Fungi; Ascomycota; Dothideomycetes; Pleosporales; Lindgomycetaceae
Exons: 1
Source: RefSeq, a predicted model, not a curated record